Phaeodactylum tricornutum CCAP 1055/1 is the source of this 2062-nucleotide messenger RNA. RefSeq lists its product with no specific name. The transcript is spliced from 3 exons. Bases 52 to 2025 code for a protein of 657 amino acids. Lineage: Eukaryota; Bacillariophyta; Bacillariophyceae; Surirellales; Neidiaceae. The record is from RefSeq and is a predicted model, not a curated record.
CCGAGUCUUUGUUGGUAUCGUAUCGUAGUGUACGUCCUUCCUUGCGAGUACAUGCCGGAUUACAACAACAACAACAACAACAACAACAACAACAAUAGUACCAUCAGCAUCAGUAACAACGAGUCCGCUGCCGGCAGUACCAAUCCAGUCUCGACGCCCCGCAAAGCGCCUCCCCACACCACGACAUUGUCUCGUGGACGUCGUUCCGCACGGGUGGUGGAGCACGAUCCCGUUGUUGCUCCCGGGUACGGCACGCGCAAAGACUUGCACCGCUUGGCGGCCGAUCUCUCCUCCAGAGCGGGCGUCGUAACGGUCGCCGCGGUCGAAGCCAUUAUGAAGGCUCGCGGACGCGGAUUGCGGGGGAAUAGUAACACUCCGCAUACCGACCAAGACGCUCCCAGCAAUGCACCGCCGGCUUCGUCGGCGUGGGCGGAUUUCAUGGCGGACGAAGGCGUCAGCAGUAACAACAACAACAACACGAGCAACAACGGUACCGGAAAAGGUCCGCGCCCGCAGUCCUCCACGCGGGCUUCCGGUGCCAACGCCAACAAGACCCAGAACGUGACCAAGUCGCCCGGAACUCAACGUGACUACGAGUUGCCCAUUCUCAGUGCUUAUACUUUUCAUGGUACCGCCGGCACGCAUGGAAACGCUACGGAACCCGCCAAGAAAAAAGCCAAGACUCCCAAACAGAAUACCCAGCAACCGGGGUACACCUUGUUGCAAGCCGGAACCCUCGAUAGUACCAUUGUCGGACGCGUCAAGAUUAAAACACCAGAGCCCUACCAUCUGAUGGUUCCCACUCGUAUCGCUAUGGAUCGCAAGUUCACCAAAAUCUUCACGUCCUGCAAUGCCGUUCAUUCCAUUGCGAUUGACGAAGCGGGCGUUGCCUACGGUUGGGGCCGGAACGAGAGUUCCCAACUCGGAGCAAGCUUACCCAAUGUGGUCGUCCUCCCUACCGAACUCGAACUGCCCGACAAGGUCGUGGGCGCCGCCCUCGGCAAGUCGCACACGAUUCUGCAACUCGCCGACCAGUCCCUAUGGGCUGUCGGGGCCAACAAGGCCGGCCAGUGUGGCGUCCGCGUGGGGACGGAAGUCAUUCCCAACUUUCGUAAAUGCGUCGUUCCAGAAUCUGUAACAAUUGUACAGAUUUCCUGUGGCGAAGAUUUUUCGGUCGCUCUCGACUCCGAGGGCUACCUCUAUUCGACCGGCUCUUCGGAAUACGGACAACUCGGUAACGGCGAGACGGGGGAAUACUUCAUCGCCGCCAACAAGCUCGGCUUUGCCAAUUGCAACGUCUUUACGAAAAGAUCCGUGUUUUGUCACACUCCUGGUGAAAACGCGCAUUCCAGCAAUGCGAAAGAUAAGGUCGUCCCUCUCGCAGAGGAUGUUCGUAUUCAAUCGAUUGCCUGCGGAAAACACCACGUGGUUGCCGUCGAAGCACCGUCGGACCAAAAGCCUCGAGUAUUCUCUUGGGGUUCCGGCGACUACGGCUGUCUCGGACACGGUGUACAAGCCGACGAGUACUUUCCCCGUAUGAUUGGUGGAUUCAUUAACACUCCGCUCGGAAACAAUAAGGAUGUUGUCGUUACUGCUGGUGCGCACUGCAGCCUAAUUCGCACAUCCAACGGACACGUGUACUACUGGGGCAAACACCGGCCCGUGGGCGAAGCCGUUAUGAGACCGCAACUCGUGGAUGUUCUAGCCAACAACCAGCACGAUGUCAGGCACUUUGCCGCCGGAGCGCAAACGGUAGUGUGCAGCACCAGUUUAGGACAAACUGUUGCUUGGGGACAAGGACCACACGGUGAAUUAGGUCUGGGGACGCCGAAAUCCAGUGCCAAACCGAGCUUUGUCUCCGCGUUGGACGGCGCUCAAGUAAUGGAUGUGGUCUGCGGCUACGGGCACACGUUGUAUUUGGUGCGGGGAGAAACACCGGAAGACACCAAAAUUAUUGCGGGUCUCGCGGAACUCGAUCUGGAUUCCGUGCAAGACUUGAUUGCCGGCGCGGUGGGAGUCAAGUAGGUAUAAACAAUAAUCAAAGACGAAUCGUUUUUGUAAG